GAGGCACAUGAGGCGGCUGGAGGAGAAGGGUUCUUGGGGUCUCAUCCCUGCUGCUCCGUCCUCGUCCUCCCCACCCUGCUCAUCCCUGGCCUUGACUGCCCAGGCCCUGAGACGUGCGCUGGCAGCAGGAAGCCCGACAGCUUUGAGUGCGAGGAUCUGCCAAGGUCCAGCCAGGUGGCCUCGAUCGUUUUCACGGCGUCUCCGAGCCUAUUUCCCGGCCAGGAGGACGGGUGUGAUGUUGCCUCUUUGGCACGGGGUCCAUAACGCAGAGUCCUAUGUGCCCCGCGCUGCCUCCCGGUACCCGCCCUGGCCGCCACCAGGAUAGGUGCCAUAAAGAGCAGUGAAGGAGGCGCAGGCCACCCUAGCCUGUGACAGUACGAGCGCCUGUGUAUUUGUCGGGGUUGGGCUGAGACCUGGAGCUGCCAAGUAACAAUGACAUCUGACAUUAAACAGCGAGGCCUCCUCUCCAGACACAGUGCUCAGGCUUGACCGAGGGUCCUUAUCCAUAACUCCGCUGUAUAGACGAGGGACUGACCCACGAUAGUGAUGGUCUGGUGGGAAGAAGCCGGUGGCUCUCCCCUGGCCCUGGGGCUGAGAACAAUCCGGGAAGUCUGGACAGUGGGCCUGGCCUACUUGCUUUCGGGCGCCGCCUGGAGUCCCCCCUCGGUGGGGUUAGGAGGCGCGGGGCCUGCGACUGCGCACUGCGCAAGCGCGCCUCUCUGGCCGCGCUCUCCACCGCCUGGUGCGCACAGCAGCCUGCAGAGCCGAGGAGGCGGCGCAAUGGUCGCGGCGUUGUUUGGCUGCUGGUUCCGCGUGGGCGGGGCCCGCCCUGGGGCUUCCGGCCCGGUCAUCCCGGUCGGCCCGACUGUGGUACAGACCUCCAUGAGCCGGUCCCAGGUAGCCCUGCUGGGCCUGGGCCUGCUGCUCAUGCUGCUCCUGUAUGUGGGGCUGCCAGGCCCCCCUGAGCAGACCUCCUGGCUCUGGGGAGGCCCCAAUGUCACAGUCCUGGCUGGUCUCACCCCUGGCAACUCCCCCAUCUUUUACCGCGAGGUGCUCCCGCUCCACCGGGCACGCAGGGUGGAAGUGGUGCUACUCCAUGGAAAGGCCUUUAACUCCCACACAUGGGAGCAGCUGGGCACACUGCAGCUGCUGGCGCAGAGGGGCUACCGGGCCGUGGCCCUUGACCUCCCAGGUUUUGGGAACUCUGCACCUUCCAAGGAGGCAAACACAGAGGCAGGGCGAGCAGAGCUGCUGGAGCGGGUGCUGCGAGACCUGGAGGUGCACAAUGCCGUUCUGGUGAGCCCCUCUCUGAGUGGCCGUUACGCCCUGCCCUUCUUGAUCCAAGGCCACCACCAGCUGCGUGGAUUUGUGCCCAUCGCACCCGCCUCCACCCAGAACUACACCCAGGAACAAUUCUGGGCCGUGAAGACCCCGACUCUCAUCUUGUAUGGGGAGCUGGACCGUAUCCUGGCACGGGAGUCACUGCAGCAGCUCCGGCACCUGCCCAACCACUCUGUGGUGAAGCUUCGUGAUGCAGGCCACGCCUGCUACCUCCACAAGCCUCAAGACUUCCACCUUGUCCUCCUUGCCUUCCUUGACCACCUGCCUUGAGUUCACCCACUGACUAGGCCCCAGACCUGGCCUGAGCUUGGAGAAUCUGGACCAGUGCUCCACCAGGGAGGCAGCCCCUGGGAUUGGAGAGUGGAGAGUGGAAGCCAGGGGGCCAUGCCCAGCCAGGACCUCUCAUUUCAUCUCACAGACACAAUAAAAAAACACAUUUUUGUCA
This is a messenger RNA of Nyctereutes procyonoides (raccoon dog), 1786 nucleotides long. RefSeq names its product abhydrolase domain containing 14A (gene ABHD14A). Gene Ontology annotation, cellular component: cytoplasm. The record is from RefSeq and is a predicted model, not a curated record. NCBI's taxonomy places the organism in Eukaryota, Metazoa, Chordata, Mammalia, Carnivora, Canidae. The transcript is spliced from 5 exons. The coding region runs from base 547 to 1611 and encodes 354 amino acids.